AUGAGCAUCCGCGAGCAGUUGCUUUUGGUGUUUUGUCUUUCGUCGAUCUUGGUGUGGGUCAUCCCUUUGCCGCUCAGAAUGAGGACGCCGGAGGUUGUGGACUGGGAAGCGGCUGAAUUGAUUCUCAGCAGCGGCAACAUGUCCUCAGGGUCGGUGCUCAACAUUCAGCCCGACGAGGAGGACAUCGUGUGGUUACGAGCCGCCGACCUCCUGCGUGAGCACUCUCCUGCCGCAUAUCGAAUCUGGGUGGGCUUGGACCCCUGGCCGACGCCAUGCAAAGCCUCACUGCGAGGCUCUUGUGGCGGGCCCAGCGUGCACCUUCGAGCUGGAGUGGGGCAGCUGGUCUGGGAGUUUGGGCUGCUGCUCCUUUUGGCGGCCUCCCUGGCCACGCCCAGGGUCAAGCCGAUAGCCUGUUGCCCACCUCCGCCCUUUGUCCCCUUGCCAGCACCUCCAUCUAGCGCCAAGAGGGCCCCCCCAGCCCAUUCCCCACCAGCCCAUGCGCCGCCACUGCCCCCGCCUUCCAGCCAAGAGGCAUCUCCCGUCCCCCCAGCCGGUGCUCCACCUCGUGUUUUGAUUUUGCGGCCCGGACCCCUCCAGCAUUUGCCCCGGCAGCAGCCCCAACUUUUACACAGCACCCGCUCCCAGCCUCAUGCCCAAAUCCCGCAGGGUUGUUGA
Symbiodinium natans is the source of this 675-nucleotide messenger RNA. The record is from the annotation of a GenBank genome assembly. Lineage: Eukaryota; Dinophyceae; Suessiales; Symbiodiniaceae.